AUGCCUCGAAGACGCGCGCGCGCGCGCUCGAGCGUCGCGCUCGUCGCGCUCGUCGCGAUCGUCGCCUCGCGCGGUGGAAUACGCGGUGCGAACGCGCGCGCGGUCGCGAAUCGUCGAGCGGGAGACGACGGGACGCGCGCGCUGGCGCGCGCGGUUCGCGACGGUGGGAGCGCGCGGGACGCGCUCGCGACGCUGGUGCGGAGCGCGCUCGCGGCGCUCGGCGGCGGUGACGCCGAUGACGCGCGGUCGUGCGUGGACGAGGUCGCGGAGGAGGGAGAGAAGUGCGCGAAGGCGCUGCGGGACGCGGCGGCGGCGUUUUCGCGAGGCGACGCGAGCGCGGAGGACGCGGCGAAGGAAUUCGUGACGGUGGGCGAAGCGUGCGCGACGAAGAUGAUGGAAAUCGGACAAUCGUGCGCGGAAAUGACGAAGGCGUGCGAGCGCGAGCUGACGAGGAUCGAAAAGGAAUGCGAGGAGAAGGCGGCGCGGUUGAAGACGCGUUGCGAAAAGAACGAGCUGGCGCCUUUCGAGUGCGCGGCUUCGUUCGCCGAACUCGGACAGGCGUGCGCGACGGAGACCGCGGCGGAGGUGUCGAAGUGCGUCGGGGAGAUCCAAGUCGUCGGAAGUGGCGAGACUUUCGGCGAUGACCCGGAUGACUGCGACGCCGAGGCGCGAAGGCUCGAACGGCAGUGCCACGACGAUUACGACGCGAUCAAGGCGGCCAUCGCGGACGGUACGCUUUCUUUCUUGGAUGGCAUGCGAAAGUUAGCGGCGCUGGGUCAGCGGUGCGCGAAGGAAGCUAUGGAUCUUCGCAAGAGGUGCCACCCAGACGGCCCGCCGCCUUGA
Messenger RNA from Ostreococcus lucimarinus CCE9901, 843 nucleotides. RefSeq lists its product with no specific name. The record is from RefSeq and is a predicted model, not a curated record. The transcript has a single exon. Lineage: Eukaryota; Viridiplantae; Chlorophyta; Mamiellophyceae; Mamiellales; Bathycoccaceae. Bases 1 to 843 code for a protein of 280 amino acids.